Trichoderma atroviride IMI 206040 is the source of this 558-nucleotide messenger RNA. RefSeq lists its product as uncharacterized. The record is from RefSeq and is a predicted model, not a curated record. Lineage: Eukaryota; Fungi; Ascomycota; Sordariomycetes; Hypocreales; Hypocreaceae.
AUGGCCUCCCUCAUCGGGCAGACGUUUCUCUCGUUCGAAGAGGCCUACGACGCCAUCCAGAGGGUCGAGUACUCGCAGGGCUUCAUCACCAUCAAGGAGCGGGUCAACCGCCGCAAUGGCGUCGUGGUGCGCGGCGAAGUGCGGUGUCGGCACAGCGGCAUCUAUCGCCAGUAUCACCUGAGCCGCAACAAAUACAUCACCUCGACCCGAAAGACCGACUGUCCGUUCUUCUUCAUCGUCGCGCGCCGCACGCGCAUGGCCGACUACAUCAUCUCUGCGCGGUCGUGCCAGCACAACCACGAGCCCGCCGAGAUGGAGGAGCUGCAGAACAAGGUGCCGCGGCCCUUUGGCAUCCAGGAUCUGUUCUCGCUGGUUGAGACGCGGCUGCAGGCCGAGGGAGCCACGACGAGUAGCAUUGCUCGUGAAAUAUGCGGCGAACGCCCCACCGUCAGCAUCACUGAGGCCGACAUCUUCUUUAUCCAACGUAAACUGCGUGAAGGCCAAUUCUAUGCCAACACCGAGGCCUUUAUCAAUAACCACAAGCCCAAGAAGAAUUGA